AUGUCUCCAAAGGUAGAAAAAAUCUCGGACAAGUCGCUCCUGCUAGGGGAAGGCCCGCAUUGGGACGAUCGCACACAGGCGCUGUACUUCGUCAGUAUACUGGAGAAUACUAUACACAAAUAUGAUGCGGCUACUGGAACACAUACAAGCACAAAAUUAGAUGGUCGUCCAGGCUUCAUAGUGCCUCUAGACGGGCACUUAGACCAGUUCGUGGUGGGUUUGGAACGUGAAUUCGCGGUGGUGCAAUGGGACGGGGCGAAUGCAGCGAGGGUGGUGCGUUUGCUAGGGGAGGUGGACCAUCAUGCGACGGGGAACAGGAUUAAUGAUGGGAAGGCUGAUCCUAGAGGAAGAUUGUUCGCAGGCACGAUGGACGGAGCAGCAAACAUAGAGAAGCUAGAAGCUCACAGAGGCAACCUGUACCGACUGGAUGAAAGCGGCAUCACAGCUCUAUGCGAUAGGAUCACUAUAUCUAACGGCCUCGCCUGGGAUGUGGGCGCCAAAGCUAUGUAUUACAUUGACAGCGUGGAGUGUAAUAUAAGAAGAUAUGAUUAUGAUGCCGACACAGGGGAUAUCUCAAACCCACAACACAUCUUCGACCUAAAACAGCACGACGUCGAAGGCCUCCCGGACGGGUGCACCAUAGACACAGACGGCAAUCUCUGGGUGGCCGUGUUUGGGGGUGGCUGUGUGAUACAAGUGUCACCCGAGGGGGAGUUGCUGAGGGCAGUCCCCGUGCCUGCUAAGCAGGUAUGUUAUUGUAGCCUAAGGUUGCACCAUAGACACAGACGGCAAUCUCGGGUGGCUGUGUGAUACAAGUGUCACCCGAGGGAGAGUUGCUGAGGGCAGUCCCCGUGCCGGCUAAGCAGGUAUGUUACUGUAGCCUAAGGUUGCACCAUAGACAUAGACGGCAAUCUCUGGGUGGCCGUGUUUGGGGGUGGCUGUGUGAUACAAGUGUCACCCGAGGGAGAGUUGCUGAGGGCAGUACCUGUGCCUGCUAAGCAGGUAACCUCUUGCACCUUCGGAGGCCCAGACUUGGACAUCCUCUUCGUGACGACGGCCCGCAUUGACACAGUAGAAGAACAGAAGUUCCCAAGUGGCUGUACAUUCAGAAUAACCGGCCUCGGCGUCAAGGGACACCCGAAUGUCAACUUUAAACUAUAGCGCAUAAGGUUCAAUUUUGUUAUAGCGACAUCGAUAGGGUUGAAGACAAAAGUUCCCAAGCUACUGUAGUAUGUACAUUCAGAAUAACUGGCCUCUGUGUCAAGGGACACUCGAAUGUUAACUUUAAAUGGCAGAGCAUAAGGUUCAAUUUUGUUAUAGCGCAAUCGAUAGGGUAAAAGACAGAUGUUCCCAAGCGGCUGUACAUGCUGAAUAACCGGCCUCGGCGUCAAGGGACACCCGAAUGUCAAUUUUAAACUGUAGCGCAUAAGGUUCAAUUUUGUUAUAGCGAAAUCGGUAGGGCAGAAGUACCCGAGCGGCAGUAGUCCAUUCAGAAUAACCGGCCUCGGCCUCAAGGGACAUCCGAAUGUCAACGUUAAAUUGUAGUGCAUAAGGUUCAAUUUUGUUAUAGCGCAAUCGAUAAGGUAGAAGACAGAAGUUCCCGAGCGACUGUAGUAUGUACAUUCAGAAUAACUGGCCUCUGUGUCAAGGGACACUCUAAUGUUAACUUUAAACUGUAGCAAUAAGGUUCAAUUUUGUUAUAGCGAAAUCGGUAGGGCAGAAGUUUCCGAGCGGCUGUAGUACAUUCAGAAUAACCGGCCUCGGCCUCAAGGGACAUCCGAAUGUCAACUUUAAAUUGUAGUACAUAAGGUUCAAGUUUGUUAUAGCGAACUCGGUAGAAGAACAGAAGUUCCCAAGUGGCUGAUGUACAUUCAGAAUAACCGGCCUCGGUGUCAAGGGACACCCGAAUGUCAAUUUUAAACUGUAGCGCAUAAGGUUCAAUUUUGUUAUAGCGAAAUCGGUAGGGCUGAAGUUCCCGAGCGACUGUAGUACAUUCAGAAUGACCGGCCUCGGCCUCAAGGGACACUCGAAUGUUAACUUUAAAUUGUAAUGCAUAAGGUUCAAUUUUGUUAUAGCGCAAUCGAUAGGGUAGAAGACAGAAGUUCCCGAGUGGCUGUGGUACAUUCAGAACAACUAACUGGCCUCGGUGUCAAGGGACACUCGAAUGUUAACUUUAAAUUGUAGUGCAUAAGGUUCAAUUUUGUUAUAGCGCAAUCGAUACGGUAGAAGACAGAAGCAAUUUCUGAUGAGGUACAAACUACUACAAACAGCAGUUUAUUCCGAUUUAAGUAUUAAAUAAAAUUUUAUGUUUUCGUACAUACUAAAGUGGUAAACGUUCUCAAAAUGUGAAGAAUAUAACGUCGAUAUUUUGUAUUUAUUCAAGUAUAAAAUAAAUGAUUUAUGAUUUAUUUAUUUAUUUAUAUGAAAUAA
Messenger RNA from Cydia fagiglandana, 2430 nucleotides. RefSeq names its product regucalcin-like. The coding region runs from base 1 to 810 and encodes 269 amino acids. NCBI's taxonomy places the organism in Eukaryota, Metazoa, Arthropoda, Insecta, Lepidoptera, Tortricidae. The record is from RefSeq and is a predicted model, not a curated record. Gene Ontology annotation, molecular function: calcium ion binding; gluconolactonase activity. Gene Ontology annotation, biological process: L-ascorbic acid biosynthetic process. The transcript is spliced from 5 exons.